AUGGCUGGAUAUGGCUAUGAACGAAUGAAAUUGAAAAAAUAUCUCGGAAUUGAAUGGAUUGAAAACGGUUUUAAUGAAACUGGUGAACAUGAUGAUAAACCGAUACGACAUGCCAAUGAUUUGGACUGUUCAUUUGAUGAUGUAAAAAAAUGUCAAUGGCGUAAUGUUAAGAGUAACGAAUUACUCGAUUCUCUCGACUUUCAUUUAUUUGAAAAAACUGAUUUUACGGAAUUCCCUGUGUUGCAAGUGCGGCCAGGACCAAGUCGAUUGGCACGAGGUGACAAACUCUUGUUUACUGGGGACCGAAAACGAGAGGAACAAACUGCUAUCUUGAAAAGUUCACCAAUUCGUUGUCAAAACAACACUGGCAUACUUACUUUUACGUUUUGGUUAUACAAUGGCGCACGGGUUGAGGUGUUGUUAAUAAAACAAAAACAACAUCGGCUUAUUAUUUUGCCGGAAAAACCUUUCGUUGACUGUGGUACAGUACUAAUCAAUACUGAAUGCACAGCUGAAAUUCCUCCACGUGAUGAAGAAUUCAGCAUUGGGAUCAAGGCAUACAAUAUGGCAAAUCGAGAAGUUGAUUUGGGCGAGAAUUUUCGAGGUCGACCGUUCAUUACAUCCUACAAAGGAAAUCUUGUUAGAGCAGCUCAUGAGCUGAACUGUAGUAAUUUUUCUUCAAAAUGUCGAUGGCGUACAGUCGGCCAUGCAUUAGAGAUGUGGCAAGUAGCCGAUGAGUCACCAAGCAGCGAAUUAAUGUUCAAUGCAACCGGUGCUCUACCAGUACCGGAAGCGCCAUUUCUAUUUAUGUACAUUGAGCAAAAUAGGCAUGGUCCUUUCAAUGUUUUACAAUCUGAUCCAAUCGACUGCCAAACGGAGAAUACAUCGAAAUUUAACUUCAGAUUCUGGACAACUCGUAAUGUGACUUUGGAAAUUUGUGCUCGAGAUCGUUCGCUAAACGCAGUGGAAUGUUAUUUGGCACCAAUGGCUUUAUCACCUGCCCUUAUAACAGUUGAAGUGAAAAGUAUCAACAGUGAUUAUGACAACUUUAUUGCAAUCGAUGAUAUAAGUUAUGAAGCGAUAUUUUGUAGUGAAGCAGUAAAUGCUUGGGAUAUGGGUGAUAAUUUUUAUCCAACACCAAUGCUUAAUUGUAUGUGGGCAAAUCAUGAACAAGCGGAACCGGCAUGGCAAAUUGGUACUACACCAUUUGAUAAACAUAAAUUUAUUUCUCUUACUGGUACUUCCGAAUUGCCAGAUGGCGAAUUUGCUAUUGUUCAAUUGAAAUCUGGCCAAGCAUCAACGCUAAUCACAGAACCAAUACGAUGCAUUAUCAGUCAAACCACACUUAGAUUUAGAUUCUGGCUUAGUGGUAACACACGUCUAGAUGUUUGUCUGCUUGAAGAUAAGGUUUUGGAAGCAGUUGACUGCCAAAAAAUAGUUCUAAAACAGCCGGGUCCUGCGUUAGUUGAUUUACCGGAAAUAAAUCAUCCGGUACGAAUUGCUUUAAAAGCUGAAUCAUCUUCUCAAGGAAUGGCACUAAUUGAUGAUCUAGUAGUCACGGGUGACAUAUGCCCAUCAGUAAUACGCCACCACGGCGUGCGUUUAUUUGGUUCUGGAUUAGCUCAAAUACCCGAUCCAAAUGUUUGCCGACUUCUUUCUUGUCAAACAUGCUUAUACAGUUCCGGUCGAGUUGCUUUAUCUCAAAGUAACUUUAAAGCACGAAAUGGUGCUGUUACCGCAUUUUUAUUUAAAAAAGGCAAAGUAGCAGUACUCGAAUCACCAAUUUUUCGUCUAAAUACUGCUGCGAGAAUUCAUUUUUUGUAUCGCAAUGAAGCGAAUGCAUCGUCGGUAUUUGUAUGUCAUGAUAGCAUCAAUCGAGAAUUAGAUAGCUGUUUCAAAGUUGGAGGUGAUAGUGUAGGACAGGACUGGCAUCAUGAUUUUAUGGAAGUACUACCCAGUGAUACAAAGUUUUAUAUGGUUGCAAAAUUAAUUGAUAGUUCUGGAAGUGCCCGUGUUUCUAUUACAAAUAUAACUGUUACAGAUGUUGACAAUAAUCUUGCUUGUUCACUAUAA
Messenger RNA from Acanthocheilonema viteae, 2073 nucleotides. The record is from the annotation of a GenBank genome assembly. Lineage: Eukaryota; Metazoa; Nematoda; Chromadorea; Rhabditida; Onchocercidae.